Molecule: messenger RNA, 2100 nt
Organism: Nicotiana tabacum (common tobacco)
Lineage: Eukaryota; Viridiplantae; Streptophyta; Magnoliopsida; Solanales; Solanaceae
Biological process (GO): proteolysis
Cellular component (GO): vacuole
Molecular function (GO): serine-type exopeptidase activity; dipeptidyl-peptidase activity
Source: RefSeq, a predicted model, not a curated record
GGAAGGAAGUGAUGGUUUGGUCGUUUGGACUUUUUGAGUUUGGUGUAUCCAUUCCUUAUUGUCAGCGAAAACAAAGCCUCCGGCAAAAUGGCAUCUCCUCCGCCAUUUCUAUACCCUCUUCUCAUACUGAUUAUCUCAUUUUUAUGGCAAGCAUCAGCUAUUCAACUGCCUUCAACAAAUGGUGCUCGCUAUCUGGGCAAUUUCUGGAGCUCAAGCAAAACACUUCCACUUGUUGGUAAAAGUAAAGCCCCGAAGUACGAGUACGAGACCAAAUAUUUUCAGCAGAAGCUGGAUCACUUCAGCUUCGCUGAUCUACCUUCGUUUCAACAGCGUUACCUGAUCAAUACCCAACACUGGGUGGGUCCCUCUCGCUUGGGGCCCAUCUUCCUCUACUGUGGCAAUGAAGGGGAUAUCGAAUGGUUCGCUGCCAAUACUGGCUUCGUCUGGGAAAUUGCCCCUCGUUUCGGUGCCUUGGUUAUCUUCCCCGAGCAUCGAUACUAUGGGGAGUCAAUGCCGUAUGGAAGUAAGGAAGAAGCAUAUAAGAAUGCUACCACUUUAUCGUAUCUAACAGCUGAACAAGCACUGGCUGAUUAUGCCGUGUUAAUCACUGAGCUUAAAAGAAAUUUAUCUGCACAGGCAUGCCCUGUUGUGUUAUUUGGUGGAUCAUAUGGUGGAAUGCUUGCAGCUUGGAUGAGGCUCAAAUAUCCCCAUAUUUCCAUUGGUGCACUUGCUUCUUCUGCACCAAUUCUUCAGUUUGAAGAUCUUGUGCCACCUGAAACCUUUUAUAACAUUGUCUCCAAUGAUUUCAAGCGUGAGAGUAUGAGUUGCUUUAACAUUAUCAAAGAGUCUUGGGAUGUGAUUAACUCGGUAGGACAGAUAAAUGGUGGACUUGCACAACUGACAAAGACUUUCCACCUCUGUAGGAAACUGGAGAGUGUUGACGGCUUGUCUAACUGGUUAGAAUCCGCUUAUAGUUACUUGGCAAUGGCCAACUACCCCUAUCCUACCGGCUUCUUGAUGCCUUUACCUGGAAGCCCAAUAAAAGAGGUAUGUAGGAAGAUUGAUGGUUUGCCUGAUGGUGCUAGUGUCCUGCAGCGUAUAUUUGAAGGAAUUAAUGUCUAUUAUAAUUACACUGGGAAAGUUGACUGUUUCAAUCUGGACGAUGAUCCUCAUGGUAUGAGUGGUUGGGAUUGGCAGGCAUGCACUGAGAUGGUUAUGCCUAUGGCAAGUAACAAGACGACUAGUAUGUUUCCGGAGUUUUAUUAUGACCCAAAGUUGAAUGAAGAGCAGUGUUUGAAAGAUUUUCAUGUCAAACCGAGGCCGACAUGGAUAACAACUGCAUUUGGCGGACAUGCAUUCAAGAGUGCGCUAAAAGCUUUUGGGAGUAACAUCAUAUUCUCGAAUGGCCUGUUAGAUCCCUGGAGUGGUGGCAGUGUUCUGGAGGAUGUGUCAGAAACUAUAGUUGCUUUGAUUACUGAGAAAGGUGCCCAUCACUUAGAUCUACGUGCAGCAACAGCUGAAGAUCCUGAUUGGCUUCUGGAGCAAAGGUCAAGCGAGAUUAAGCUGAUCAGGGGCUGGUUGGACAAGUACUAUGAUGAAAAGAAGGCAACUUUCAGCAUGUAGACAAUACCUUUCCUUCACCAGAAAACUGGCAAAUUUUUCUUCCCUUUGCUAACGUGAGAGACCACCUUUACCAAAUGCUUCAGUGUUUUCACCAUUCUACAUAUGACUUUCAAGGGAUUAAUCAUCGGUCGUGGUGCAGCAUAUGGAACUGAAAUGCCUUUUCUCUCCAUCAUCAUAUGAUCACUUGUGGUAACUAUCAAAGGUAAGAUAUUAGAGCAUUAACAAACUGUUACCUUGCACAGAUAUUUCUGAAAUAGAACAGAAGCAUUUUCUUCCUACUUCUUAGUGAACUACAUCUGCAGGAAAAGGAUGUAGGAAUUUGAAGACUUUGUUAUGUUUACUUCCUUGGUUGCAUCAUUGCAUCUCCAGUCUGGACUCCUUUUGUCCCUUUGUUUUAUGCCACUGUUAUUAUAUUGGAGCUUGAGUAAUUGUACUGCUACCAAUUUUUUCAAAUAUACCUUUAAAAAUUUUAAUUGA